ACUACCAAUGUAGUGCCACCUCAUCCACGAACAGUGAGCUACCAUCCAGAAGCCCUCAGAGAGCUUCCAGCAAGUUCCACAUCCUUGUGGCCGUCUCCAGUACGUUGAUAAUCCAAGCAGUGUUCACUGCUCUUUGGAGAACAAUGAGUUCGAUGGGAAUGGAAAUCCUUGCCUUCAUCAUUUCUGUAUCUGGCUGGAUUCUCAUCUCGUCCACCUUACCCACGGACUACUGGAAGGUAUCUUCCAUCGAUGGCACAGUCAUCACCACAGCCACCUUCUGGUCCAACCUCUGGAAGACCUGCGUCACAGAUUCGACGGGAAUUUCAAACUGCAAGGAUUUCCCUUCCAUGCUGGCUCUGGAUGCUUACAUCCAGGUGUGCAGAGGACUUAUGAUCUCCUCCGUUUGCCUCGGCUUCUUCGGAUCCAUCUUCGCGUUGGUCGGCAUGAAAUGCACCAAGAUCGGCGGGGCUGACGGCAGCAAAGCCAAGCUGGCCUUCCUGGCCGGUGUCAGCUUCGUGCUCACUGGGCUGUGCUCUUUGACCGCGUGUUCCCUCUACGCUCACAGGAUCACAUCCGAGUUUUUUGAUCCGAUGUUUCUUGCACAAAAGUUUGAGCUGGGGGUGGCCCUCUUCAUUGGGUGGGCUGGCUCAGUCCUCAGCAUUAUAGGGGGCGCUAUUUUCUGCUUCUCCCUGGCAGGGACCUUUAAAACAAGUCGUGCAGAAUACUCUUACAGUGGGGCUACCUCAUUCGGCACGUCACAGACCAAAGGCGUCAGCAAGCACCCUAACCCACCCAAGACCACGUCGGACUACAGGGCCACUUCCAGGCAGUUUGGCCAAACUCAGACGACACUGCAGGGGACUCAAGAUGGAUUCUCUUGCCAGCCAAAGACACUGGAUCCAGUGUGA
Molecule: messenger RNA, 908 nt
Organism: Paramormyrops kingsleyae
Lineage: Eukaryota; Metazoa; Chordata; Actinopteri; Osteoglossiformes; Mormyridae
Source: RefSeq, a predicted model, not a curated record